AAACACGUUUCUCCUUCCCCAUACGCUAUCAAUUUCAAGCUCACUGCAAUUGAUCGUGUUUUUUCGAUAAGAGUUUUAAAAGUACAUUUAAUGCACGAUACGGGAGUUCGGCUCAAGCGCGAAAGUUUGCAGCACCCUAAACAUUUCGAGCAUUGUGGUGAACAAGGCCACCGGCGUCGAACUCUCCUACCUUGACAGUGGCGCACCAGCUCAAUCGUGUUACACCACGGUUUUCGCUAUUCAUGGGAUGGUAUUUACGAACGCUAUAUUUGAAAAAGUCAUCGACCUGGCUGUCUCUAGUGGUGUUCGCUUCGUAGCCAUCAACCGUCGCGCUUUCCCCGGGUCUACACCAUACACCGCUCUAGAACUCGACCUCGUCUACCGACAGAAUUCUUCAGAGACCGAAAAGGACGCGUUUAUGGAAGAAAGAGGACAUGAGAUCCUCAAAUUCAUCGACAGUUUUAUACAAGAGCACGAACUCCCGCCUCUUUCAACCGAUGGAGUUCACGGUGGCGUCUCGAUAUUGGGAUGGUCGAUUGGGGCUAGCCAUGCUGCGGCUGCUGUUGCUAGCUCCUGUACACUUUCCGGUGACAUUCGUGCUCGGUUGGGCCCGCACUUACGGUCACUCAUUUUCUACGAAGCCGCACCUAUGAUACUAGGACUACCACCCCCUUCACAAUCAUGGUUACCGCUGACAGACGAGUCUAUCCCUCCCGCGUCAAGACUACGCGCCUUCAGUCAAUGGGCUACCUCAUAUUUCGACCACGGUGAUCUCUCGACCCGCGAUCUCGAGAAACUUUCUUGGGUUGUGGCGUCACCGGAUGCUGUUCCUACAUUCUUCACGUUUGGAUCCGAAACGCUCAAAAGGUUAACGACGUUCGACGAUACUGCUGCUGGUGUGGAUGUCCCGUAUACCUAUUAUUUCACGAAUCAAUUGUCUUGGUGCUACCACAAGGCCUUUUUUGGCAAGGAGAUAGCGACAAUCUUUCCUCAUAUGAGAAGAUCGUGUAUAUGCGGCGAGAAAACGGGUGCCUUGGGGAUUGCUGGUCUUUGGGCAAUCCAGGACGAUGAGACAACCUUCGGUGGAUGGACCAAUAUCACCUACAAGUUGGUACCGGGAAUCAAUCAUUUCGUUCAUUGGGCAGACCCAGAAAAGGCACUCCAGGUUUUGAUGGAAUUGAUGUGA
Marasmius oreades (fairy-ring Marasmius) is the source of this 1186-nucleotide messenger RNA. RefSeq lists its product as uncharacterized. NCBI's taxonomy places the organism in Eukaryota, Fungi, Basidiomycota, Agaricomycetes, Agaricales, Marasmiaceae. The record is from RefSeq and is a predicted model, not a curated record. The coding region runs from base 248 to 1186 and encodes 312 amino acids. The transcript has 6 exons.